Messenger RNA from Macrosteles quadrilineatus (aster leafhopper), 677 nucleotides. RefSeq lists its product as uncharacterized. Bases 3 to 677 code for a protein of 224 amino acids. The record is from RefSeq and is a predicted model, not a curated record. The transcript has a single exon. NCBI's taxonomy places the organism in Eukaryota, Metazoa, Arthropoda, Insecta, Hemiptera, Cicadellidae.
CAAUGUUAGCAGUAGUACUAAUUCUAUCAGCGGUCUUUGGUUGUUCGGGCCAUUCUCUUUCAAAGCGGGAGACAUUGAUUAACAGCCAAAUUGACGAACUCAUAGAGGACUUCAGUGCGCUCGUCGAGUCAGGCGGGGUCCAAAAAAUUCCUAUUGACGACUUUUCCACAACAUUCGAGAAGAAAGUUAGAUUCGUCAAGCUCAAAGGUAAUUUUGAGGCGAGCAAUGGAUAUGUGCAGGAUUUGUCGACGAUUCAGAGGACAGGGGAUGCUACAGUGUCAGCGACCCCUACUACAGUCACUGUGACUCUUCACCUAGGUCUGCAAAACCUCCAGGUACACUACGAGAACUACAAGGCCACCUUUAACAAGAUCAGCGUGUCUGGAGAUAUGACCUUGGAUGUGGCGAAGAACUCAGUCUUCGUCCAGAUGACUUUCAUCUUCGAGGACGAAGAAUCUUGCAGUACUGUUCUAGACAAUGCUUACAUAGAAGAAUUGGAUGGGAUAACAGUGACAGUGUCCAACCUGGGUCCACUUAAGUGGACGUACGAGAAGAUAGCGGAAUGGGUCAUCAGGAAGUUCAAGGAUGAAAUGACGGGGAAAAUUGAAACUAGUGUGAAGGACAGUUUUAUGAAACGUCGGAAAAACUCGUUGUGUGAGCUAGUAAGGUACCUUUAG